AUGAUGUACCGAACAUCCAGGAAAUUUUGCAAGUCGCUUUUUCCAACAAAGUUUUUAGCAGGAUCGUCACUUGCGGCAAGAUCAUUCUCGACUGUCGCCAGACGGAACGACAGGUUCAAGUUACCCAACGGCAUCAAUAACAAUGGGAGUUCGGAAUUUGAAGGAACCUUGGCGCGGACAGAUUCUACAGUCCAAGUCGAGCAUCCAUCCGAGAGCGAUCUCCCAACAAGUGAGCCAGUGAAAGGAAGAGGUGGUUUCCAUCACAAGAGAACACUUCCCUCUUUCUCCCUUGAAGGCAAAGUAGGAGUUGUGACUGGUGGUGCGAGAGGCUUAGGAUUGGUGAUGAGUCAAUCUUUAAUCAUCAGUGGAGGCGAUCUUGCUAUUGUGGAUCUUGACAAGCAGGAAGCGGAGCGUCAAGCAGUUGAACUCCUCGCGACAUUCAAAAGAGAGAAUUCCGCUGAAGUGAGACUACCCAAAAUCACAGCAUAUCAUGUCGAUGUGGCCGACUCUGCUUCAGUUGAAACUGCAGUCGCCGAAAUCAUAAAUUCUCAUGGCAAGAUAGACAGCUUAGUUACUUCAGCCGGAUUUUGCGAGAAUUUUGAGGCUAUUACUUACCCUGUGGAUCGACUCAAGAAAUUGUGGGACGUUAAUGUCAACGGAACUUAUUUUUUUGCCACUGCAGUUGCAAGACACUUGAUUUCGAGGAAGGCUCAAGGAAACAUGGUAUUCAUUGGAAGCAUGUCUGGUAGUGUGGUAAAUGUCCCACAACCACAAGCUCCUUACAAUGCAUCGAAAGCGGCAGUAAGACAUUUGGCAGCAUCAUUUACAGUAGAAUGGGCCGCUGCGAGUAUCCGAGUCAACUGCAUCAGCCCUGGAUAUAUGGUGACGGAAUUGACGAAGCGUAUCUUGGACAAGAACCCUGAUCUUCGGAAACAAUGGACUGCAUUAGUUCCACAGGGUCGACUUGGGAAGCCCGAAGAUCUCAUGGGGUCGGUGGCAUUCCUCCUCUCUGAAGCUUCCCAGUAUGUCACUGGAGCGGAUCUCCGGGUAGAUGGUCGCUAUACGCUCACGUAG
This is a messenger RNA of Hyaloscypha bicolor E, 1074 nucleotides long. RefSeq names its product putative D-arabinitol dehydrogenase ArbD. Gene Ontology annotation, molecular function: oxidoreductase activity, acting on NAD(P)H, oxygen as acceptor. The transcript has 5 exons. Gene Ontology annotation, cellular component: intracellular anatomical structure. The record is from RefSeq and is a predicted model, not a curated record. Lineage: Eukaryota; Fungi; Ascomycota; Leotiomycetes; Helotiales; Hyaloscyphaceae. The coding region runs from base 1 to 1074 and encodes 357 amino acids.